This is a messenger RNA of Rhopalosiphum padi (bird cherry-oat aphid), 2735 nucleotides long. RefSeq names its product double-stranded RNA-specific editase 1-like. The record is from RefSeq and is a predicted model, not a curated record. Gene Ontology annotation, biological process: adenosine to inosine editing; RNA processing. The transcript is spliced from 5 exons. Gene Ontology annotation, molecular function: double-stranded RNA adenosine deaminase activity; double-stranded RNA binding; tRNA-specific adenosine deaminase activity. Lineage: Eukaryota; Metazoa; Arthropoda; Insecta; Hemiptera; Aphididae. Bases 291 to 2114 code for a protein of 607 amino acids. Gene Ontology annotation, cellular component: cytoplasm; nucleolus.
UUGUCAUGACUACAAUAUUAUAUAAACAAUAUUAGAAUUAGGAGUUUAAUAGAUCACAAAACCAAACUACUUAACCUAAUCUUACUAGUUACUACACUGCAUUUCAACUACACGUUAUAAAUUAUAAAUAAUUCGCCAUUCGUCCAGGGUUCUUACCAAAGAAAAAAAGUAAGAUUUUAUUCAACAGUACUCUUGAACAUGGUCAAUUAGAUAAAAAAAAAUAAAUAAAAUAGACUACCAAAAAUUGUGGUUUCUGUCGUUAGUAUAUUAAAUUAAAACUAUUUACAAAAAUGGAAAAGUCAACCAGUAUUGAUAAUACAACUUUAUUAAGAGAUUUCAAUGAAGCUCAACCUAAUCAAGAGUGGUCUCCUUUUAUAUGCUGUGGACCAUCACAUUUGCCUACGUUCAAAGUUUCGUUAUAUUUAAAUGGUUCUCUGUUUGAUGGUUGUGGCUCUUCAAAGAAAAGAGCAAAAAAAAAUGCAAUAAUGAAUUACAUAUCGUCAUCCAUGAAUUAUAACGCUAAUUCUAAAACCAAUAAUAAUAUAGAAAGUGAUAAAGCGGUUCUCAAAAGAAAACAUACAGACAAUUUGAUGGAAAACAACCCGCCUUCAAAAAAAUUUUCAAUAAAAUCUCAAGAUGAUUCUAUUGAAAACUCAAUUUCAAAAAAACUUGCAAUUGAUUCCCAAGUUGCUGUACAUCAAAUAUCAGCAGUAUGUAUCCUAAAUGAAAUAUUUCCAGGACAAACCUUGACAUAUGAACAUGAACAGUCUCACGGUCUAUUGGAAACAAUUAGUGUCAUUGUUUCUGGUAAUAAAUAUAUAGGUUAUGGGAAAAAUAAAAAAGAAGCAAAAGAAAUUGCAUGUCGUAAUGCUUUAAAAUCUUUGUACGAGUCACAGCCAAUAAAUAAUAUUAAGUACAAAAACCAAAUAGAAAUGUUGCUCACUGAUUAUAGUGAUUCUAAAAUUAUUGAUCAUUUUGCUGGAAUCACAGAUAAAAUAUAUCAAAAAUUAGAAUUUACUGAAAAUAAAUUUAAAGAAUACUCAGUUAUAGCAAGUAUUAUCAAAAUGACCAAAGAAGAUUUGAACUCAGCACAAGUAAUUUGUUUGGCUACUGGUACAAAAUGUUUAUCCGGUAACUAUUUGAGCCUAAUUGGUGAAUCUUUACAUGACUGUCAUGCAGAAAUAUUGACUCGUAGAUGCCUAAUGAAAUACUUUUAUAAAGAACUCAUGGAAUCGGUGAAAGGCCAUCCUUCUAUAUUUAUCUCAGAUGAUAACAAAUCUAAGUUCAAAUUAGCAAAAGAUAUUACAUUUCAUUUAUACAUAAACACUGUUCCUUGUGGUGAAGCUAGAGUUUAUAGCUUCUCUGAUACAGAACACCAGUUGAAUCGAUUAAAUCGUGGUUUACUUCGAUCAAAAAUAGAAAAUGGUGCUGGCACUGUAUCUGUAUUUGGUCGAGAAUAUCAAACAUAUGAUGGAGUUGCUCAGGGUGAACGUCUUGUUACUAUGUCAUGUUCAGACAAACUAACACGUUGGACUGUACUUGGACUUCAAGGAAAUUUAUUAUCAAAUUUUGUUGAACCUAUUUAUUUAGAAUCAAUAUCAAUCGGAAGUAUGUUCAAUAUAAAUCAUAUGAAGCGAACAAUUUAUGGUCGUGUUGAAAACAGCAUUAAUAAAUUACCACAAGAUUAUAAAGUACAAAAACCUCAACUCCGUGGUUAUAGUAUACUUCCCUGUAGAUCUACUACACAAUCACCUCACUGCAUAAAUUGGAUUAUAAACGAAGGAAUUGAAAUUAUUAAAGGAAGUUUAGGUAGAACAAUUGAAAACAAGUUAUCCAGAGUAUGUAAAACCUCAUUGGCUAAUGAAUAUAUUAAACUGUGUAUUGCUUCAAAUAAUUUAUCAACUCUUAUUGAAAAUGAAACAAAUAUAUUUUAUGAUUCAUUGAAAAAAAAAAAUAAAAAUUAUGUAGCUGCUAAAAAUGAAUUAAUAUCAACAUUUAAGUCAUUAAAUUUUGGAACUUGGGUACACAAACCUGAAGAACUUAAAAGCUUUGAAUUACAUAUUGUUAAUGCAAGUAAUAAUAUUAUAUAUAAUCAGAACAAUCAGAGCUGUUAAAAAGUGUUAAACACGCAUGCACUUUGUUGUUAUAUAUAUAUAUAUAUAUAUAUAUAUAUAUACAUAUAUAUAUAUGUAUAUACAAGUAUGAACAUUUGACUAAAUAAAUUAUUAACAAUAUGUAUUAUUUUAAUUAUUUUUUUUAGUUAUAUUUAAUAUCUUUCUCUGUCUUUCUUAAUAAUAUGCAAGGCAGGGCAUUAACGAUUUAAUAUGUUAAAAGAUAAGUUAAUUUUAACUUAUUAACUUAACUAGUUACGUUUAGAUUUUCAUAUCUUUAAGCACUGUUUUUUUUUAUCAUCUCAAUAACAUUCACAAAAAUCGGAUUUUUAAGUUUUGACUGUAGUUUUUAGUCUAGGAAACAAAUAAAAGUUGUAGGGUAAGAUAAAUCAAGUGAAUAUAGGCAGAUAAGUUGGUAAGGGGUGUAAGUGAGGCAUCACUAUCAAGCAAUUUGUAUGUCCAAUAACUAAUUAUUAGACAAUAAAUACCUAUUAAUCAUUGUAUUAUGUUGCAAGAAACUAAAUUAUGAAAUUUUAUAUUGUUUAUUGAUAUUUAAAAUUAUUUGUAAAUUUAUGUUUAAAAUGUUUAAAUACUUUUUCAAAUACAAUCAUUAAUAUUAUUGAA